Molecule: messenger RNA, 2133 nt
Organism: Necator americanus (New World hookworm)
Lineage: Eukaryota; Metazoa; Nematoda; Chromadorea; Rhabditida; Ancylostomatidae
Exons: 17
Coding region: 1-2133 (710 amino acids)
Cellular component (GO): Golgi cisterna membrane
Molecular function (GO): glucuronosyl-N-acetylgalactosaminyl-proteoglycan 4-beta-N-acetylgalactosaminyltransferase activity
Source: RefSeq, a predicted model, not a curated record
AUGAGAUUGAAAGGGUCCUAUAGUAUGCCAGUUUCAAGACCCGUCUUUCUCACACUACUUGGCACCUUACUUGGAUUAUCUUUAACGUAUUGUGUAUCUUCUGUCGCUCGACUUCAAAAGCAGCCGUCGUCCUCAUCGUCAGAAUGCUCUCAGCUCGUCGAACCUCGACAACGAACGGGUCUGAUCCUGAUGGGUAUCAUGACAGCCGCCAAAUACGUCGAUACGCGUGCCUACAACGUCUGGAAGACGUGGGCGAAACAUGUUCCCGGCAAGGUGUUGUUCUUCGUGGCAGAGAACACCGAAACCAUCCAUCCGGAUCUACCACUGAUUCGCCUCAAAGGCGUGGACGACACGUAUCCUCCACAAAAGAAGAGCUUCGCGAUGGUCAAGUGGAUGGCGGAGAAUUAUCUGGACGAGUUCGACUGGUUCCUGCGAGCCGACGAUGACCUGUACGUGCGAGGUGAAGAACUGGAAAAGUUCUUGCGAUCCCUGGAUUCAUCAAGGGCACACGCAAUCGGUCAAGCUGGUCUGGGUAACAGUGCAGAGUAUGGUCUACUUGCAUUAGGAUCUACUGACAAUUACUGUAUGGGAGGUCCUGGAGUAGUAAUGAGCAAGGAGACAUUGCGAUUGUUGUCUCCGCAUCUUGAAUCAUGCCUGCAACAUCUACUGACUACUCAUGAAGACGUUGAGUUAGGUCGAUGCAUCCGACGGCAUGUGGGGGUUGCUUGUACGUGGAACUAUGAAAUGCAAAAGCUGUUCCACAACAAUCAGACGGCAGCCAAAGCAUAUACGGGUGAUUUAUCGGAGGUCAGGGCCGCCAUAACAGUGCAUCCCAUCAAGGAUCCAGCUGUAAUGCGUCGCGUCCAUGUGCAUGAUCGUGCCUUUCGUCUGCAGGCACUACGAGCACAUCGCGUUGCCCUGCGCACGGAGCGUAGCGACGUACAACAACCGACAUUAGUACGUAUCAUGCCAAACAGUUCACGUGAUCUGACACCAUGGGAUUAUAUCAAUAACAACAAAAUUCUUUUCUGUGCGGAUCGUGUCAACUGUCCGAGGCAUACUGUAGAUUUGAGCAUCAGGACUGAGAUGGGAGAUAUUGUAACUCAGCUGUUCGAGGAAUUCAACUCAAAUGCUCGCCAGAGAGGAAGAGUGCUACAAUUCCAAAGUCUGCAAUACGGCUACAUGAGGGUUGAGCCACGUUACGGUGUCGACUACGUCUUGGACAUGAUUUUAUGGUUCAAGAAAUUCCGACCUCCACACCGUACUACGUUGUCUGUACGACGACAUGCAUACGUUCAACAGGUGUUUGCACCGCUUCAAGCACUUUCUGAAAGGAACAUGAGAUCGAAUCUACGGAGAGGUAGCAAUUUCACUGGAGAAAAUGCUCAUUUACAUAUGAUUUUACCACUGAAAGGACGAGCGGAAAUAUUUGCGCGGUUUGCUGGUCACCUUAAAAACAUCUGUGCUCGUGCUGGUGAUAUUUCUCUUGUAGUUGUGCUGUACGCUAGUGAGGAUGAAAGGGCCAACCGAGCGACGAUUGAAGAACUGCGCCAAAGUUUUGUGAGAGUAGAGGUAAUCGAAAUGGACGAUGCCCCUUUCAGUCGAGGAGUAGCCUUGAUGAAAGGAGCCGAGCGCGUUUCUGCUGAUGGGUUGAUGUUCUUCACAGACGUCGACAUGUUGUUCACAUGCGAUGCACUUCAUCGUAUAAGGCUGAACACAAUCCUCAACGCCCAGGUUUACUUCCCCAUCGUUUUCUCGGAAUUUUCACCAGAGAGUUGGUCAGAGAAUGACCGUUUGCUCGCGGAUGCCUUCCAUUACGGCAGAAGAAGAGGCUAUUUCAGACAUUUUGGUUAUGGUCUUGCAGCUUUGUACAAGGCCGACUUGAUCGCUAUUGGGGGAUUUGAUACGAAGAUCGAAGGAUGGGGACUGGAAGAUGUCGACCUAUUUGAGAAGGCUGUCAAGGCGCGCUUACGGAUUAUUCGAUCUCCAGAACCUGGCUUAGUACACAUCUACCACCCAAUUCAUUGUCCAGAAACUAUGCCUCAAGCACAACGGCAUAUGUGUCAUGGCUCAAAGGCGGCUAGCCUUGCAUCGAUUGACGCGCUGGUAGACCAAAUAUCACACUACACGUAA